AGUCAGGGAGGGAUGUAGGGGUCACAGACAGAGACAGACAAGGUCUCUGCCAUCCCAGUUUGACUCCCUGUCUCUUCCCGCACCCAAAACCCAGGAAACGCUGCGGACAGCCCUGGCAAUGGGAGCAGACCGGGGGAUCCAUGUGGAGGUGACGGGUCCGGAUUACGAGCGCCUGGGGCCCCUCCAGGUCUCCAAAGUUGUGGCAGCUCUGGCGAAGAAGGAGAAUGUGGACCUCAUUCUGAUGGGCAAGCAGGCAAUCGAUGAUGAUUGUAACCAGACCGGUCAGAUGACAGCCGCUCUUCUUGAUUGGCCACAGGGCACAUUUGCAUCGGAGGUGAAGGUGGAGGAUGGGCAACUGGAGGUGGUGAGGGAGGUGGAUGGGGGACUGGAGACAGUAUCCCUGCGGCUCCCUGCCGUGCUCACCUCAGACCUCCGACUCAACGAGCCGAGAUACGCCACACUGCCCAACAUCAUGAAAGCCAAGAAGAAGAAGAUUGACAGGUUGACUCUGCAGGAACUGGGUGUAGAGGCUGCCGGGAAACUGGAGGCUCUCAGCAUCGAGGAGCCCCCACAGCGAACAGCCGGCGCCAAGGUCGAGUCCGUGGAACAACUCGUCGAGAAGCUCAGAGAGAUCGGCCGGAUAUAAGGAGUCUGACCAAUUAGUUCGGAAACGCACAAACCUCACUGUGGUGACAUGGAUCAUCCCUCUGUGGAACAAUCCCAACGUCCCUACUGCAGUUCCAUUAAUCCUGGAUAAUUGUGAAGUGUGACCUGAGAAAUGUCACGGGAUGAACUUUAAUAAAUAUAAUUUCUACAUGAA
Molecule: messenger RNA, 820 nt
Organism: Hypanus sabinus (Atlantic stingray)
Lineage: Eukaryota; Metazoa; Chordata; Chondrichthyes; Myliobatiformes; Dasyatidae
Gene: etfb
Product: electron transfer flavoprotein subunit beta
Exons: 5
Cellular component (GO): cytosol
Molecular function (GO): electron transfer activity
Source: RefSeq, a predicted model, not a curated record